Molecule: messenger RNA, 1797 nt
Organism: Lates calcarifer (barramundi perch)
Lineage: Eukaryota; Metazoa; Chordata; Actinopteri; Centropomidae
Product: chemerin-like receptor 1
Exons: 2
Biological process (GO): positive regulation of cytosolic calcium ion concentration; phospholipase C-activating G protein-coupled receptor signaling pathway; inflammatory response
Cellular component (GO): plasma membrane
Molecular function (GO): G protein-coupled receptor activity; complement receptor activity
Source: RefSeq, a predicted model, not a curated record
AUCUGUGUAAACUGUAAAAGUGGAAGUUGUUAUAAGAAGCCUCUCUUUUUUCUCAUCGGUUGCUGUGUGUGGUAGGCUACAUGUGGUCCCGCCUCAAUAUGACUUGACACAUAUAAGGAGUCUUCAGAGCACACAGUUUUCAUUGACCUGUCAGGCUUUGACCAGACUUACUUUUGCUGCAGACACAUCCUCAUCUGACUGAAGAGCUUUGAGAAAGGUCUCAAGACAAGUAUGGAUAUGACCACUACCCCUUUCUAUGACGACAAUGCAACAGGUGCAUCAGAUGAAAAUUACUCUGAUGGCAAGUAUUACUCAGAUUAUAACAACUUUAAUGAGCUGACAAAGUCUUUCCACACCCUAUCUGCCAUUAUUUACUCCCUGGCCUUCAUUCUUGGUGUGCUCGGGAAUGGAGUGGUUAUCUGGGUGACCGGGUUCAAGAUGAAGAAAACAGUUAACACAGUUUGGUUCCUCAACCUCGCUGUGGCCGACUUCCUCUUCACAGCAUUCCUGCCCUUCACUGUGACGUACGUGGCUUUGGAUUUCCACUGGCCCUUCCGUAACUUCAUGUGCAAACUGAACACCACUGUGACCUAUCUAAACAUGUUUGCCAGUGUCUACAUCCUGGUGGUGAUCAGUGUGGACAGAUGUGUGUCUGUGGUGUGGCCCGUCUGGGCCCAGAACUGCCGAAAUGUGCGCAGGGCGUCCUGUGUGAGUCUGGGUGUUUGGGUACUGGCUCUGAUUUUCAGCGCUCCAUACUUCAUCUUCAGGGACACUGAGCAUUAUCAUGAUGAAAAAAUUACCAUCUGCUUUGACAACUUUGCUCUUUCUGAUGAUAAUAAAACACCAUCUGUGAUUCAGCUGGGAGAGUUUCGUCAUCAGGCCGUGGCCAUCACUCGCUUCCUCCUGGGAUUUGUUGUCCCCUUCACUGUCAUUGUCUCCUGUUAUUCUGUGAUAAUCCAUCGUCUCAGGAGGAGCCGCACCUUGGCCAGCCAGUCAAGUCGGUCCUUUAAGAUCAUUGCUGCUGUUAUCACCACUUUUUUCCUGUGCUGGGCUCCUUAUCACAUCAUGAGUCUAAUUGAGAUGGUUUAUUUCAUGGGUAGUGGAAGUGAAACAUUACAGCUUGUCAUUGCUAUUGGUUACCCUAUAGCCACCAGCCUGGCUUUUCUCAACAGUUGUCUGAACCCACUGCUGUAUGUGUUCAUGGGCCAAGAUUUCAAGGAUAAAGUCCGCAAAUCCAUCCUGAAUGUAUUGGAGACUGUCUUCCAGGAAGAGGAGACUCCAUCUCAUACCUACACAAACUCAGUGGUCACCAGUCGUAAUUAAAAGAAGUCCCUUUCUGAGGUAUAAGGUUGAUAUGAAUUAUGAUAUGAAUGAAAUGUUCUCUUUAGCACAAUAAAUACCUUUAUUAGUAAUCUUUACCAUAUCUAAUUAUAUGUCUAAUGUAGCACUUGCAUGAUUUUCUUAGCUUAAUUUUCCAGUGACUUUAAUUUGUUGAAAACCUCUGCAUUGUUUUAAAACAUUGUUUUAAAAACCCACUUUUUCAAAUGCAUAUGUAUCCCAUGUGUGAAACAUGUUACAUUAUGUCACAUGUAUCUAAGAUUUGUCUUCAAUGUGAUAUCUUUAAAUUAAUGUAAUUUUUUCAUUCUUAAUUUAUAGGAAAAAAAUAAAUAUUUUACACUGAAAUCCUUACUUAAAUUGUGGUUGUGGCGAUUGUGGCGACCCCUGCAGGUAUGAAAAUUGUUUUCAAGUUAGAAUUUUCCCACAGCAGAACAGAACAGAGAAAAUCUGAUUAAGACU